AUGUCCCAAUUCGUGUCUAGCUUCUUCAAAGAAACCACAAAACCCUUAACAUCAGGUCGACGUCCAUGGUCCGUUUUCCUAGACCUCACCUUACUGAACCUCCCCUCUUCAAUCCACGACACUACCACAAGGAUAACCCAAAACGUCCUUCAUUUCUUGGUUAAUUACUCCAUAAUCCUCUUGAUUAUCCUCUCCUUAUCCCUCUUAAACCAUCCCCUGGUGCUAAUCGCCUUGUUCAUUACUCUAAUUGCCUGGCUCUCUCUUUAUUUCUCUCGCGAGGAGCCGCUUUGGUUUUUGGGCUAUCAAGUGAGUGACUGGGUGGUGUUGGUUGUGCUCUUUGUGGUUGACUUUUUGGUUGUGAUUUGGGGUGGGGUUUUUCAGAAUGUUGUCGUUGGUGGUGGGAUCGCUGUCGUUUUGAUGCUUCUGCAUGCUGCGUUGAGGAGUACGGAUGAUCUUGUUGCUGAUGAUAUUGAAACCUCGCCGUAUGCCAACUUGCUCUCUGAUGAUGAUGGUGACUAUAAUGCUCCUCCAACUGGUGGCUUGUAG
This is a messenger RNA of Populus trichocarpa (black cottonwood), 546 nucleotides long. Its product is annotated as PRA1 family protein D. Bases 1 to 546 code for a protein of 181 amino acids. NCBI's taxonomy places the organism in Eukaryota, Viridiplantae, Streptophyta, Magnoliopsida, Malpighiales, Salicaceae. The transcript has a single exon. Gene Ontology annotation, cellular component: endoplasmic reticulum; Golgi apparatus. The record is from RefSeq and is a predicted model, not a curated record. Gene Ontology annotation, biological process: vesicle-mediated transport.